Molecule: messenger RNA, 31522 nt
Organism: Cuscuta europaea
Lineage: Eukaryota; Viridiplantae; Streptophyta; Magnoliopsida; Solanales; Convolvulaceae
Source: the annotation of a GenBank genome assembly
UAAUCGUCCAAAAAGAGAGUUGGCCUACCCUAAUUCUACAAUCAUCGCCGCUGGAUAGAGGCUUUGAGACCCGAACCCUAGAGUCGAGAUUAACCGGAAUCUCUGAAGAGGCUUUCGCCCUUUUUGUCGAUGAAGAAGGUUCAUUUUGCUCUGGAAGGAAGGAUGCUUUGAGUGUAGAAGCUUAUUGACGAGGUGUUGAUGCUAGAUUGAGCGAUGAAAUGGGCCACGACGUUUGUCUGACGAGGUCGUUGCAGAAAGGUCAACUUGGAGUAAACCCUCGCCUUUCGCAGUCUGUUGAUCGGUUCCUUCAGAUAACUCGGGACUUUAAUGGAUCUCUGCUUGAAGGGGGGUUGGUUGCCUGUAGCGGGAAGCCGAAGGCCUGGAGCAGAUCGCCCUCAGAGUUCCGUGGAAUGGCGUGUCCCACCCCUACUCCAUUCUGGAAUGCUGCGUCAGUGUUGAGUAUGAGGGUUGUAGUUCCGCAUCGAAGCUGUAGAAUUUUUUGUGAAUGUUUGAAUAGCACCAGAUUCGUGUGUAGCUUUUGAUUUCAGAUAUGAUGUUGAGACUUGAGAAAGUUUAAAAUGGCAGGAACCACUCAAACGCAGAUCGAUGAUGCCAUCUACCCCAAAGGGAAAUGGAUCAAGGUGCUGGAUAACAAUUUCCAGCUAGACCUUGCGGUGUUCAAGUGCCAGAACCCCAUAGUUCCAGCAAUCAUGAAAGGUCACUAUCUCUGGCCUGCACUUCACAACUCAAAACCAGUGCCAGAGAUAUACCUACAACAGUUCUGGGGUCAUAUGCAUACGGAUUCGCUGAAGGAUCGCUCAAAGAUAAAGACCAAGCUGAACGGCAUGCGGGUGAUUCUGACACCAUCCACUCUACGGGCUACUCUAUCACUGCCAAUCCAUGACGAGUACGAUGCGCUGCCGUCCAUCCCAAAUCUACUGAAAGACGUGGCAUCCCUAGGCUACACUUCAUUACUGCCACAGCUCUCCAACUUCAACGGAGCAUAUCUUCACCAUCCGUGGAAGAAUCUCUUCGGGCUGGUGAACAAGUGCCUGUCGCCUAAGCAUGCUGGCUUCAACAAGUGCAACAAGCAAAUACUGCUAGUCUUUCAUGACAUCACUUUCAACAAGAACUACGACCUGGCACAGCUCUUCUUCUCAGAGCUAAUGGACCUGGUCAAAGCCAAAGAAAAGAAUAGGCCAGGUACCAUCCCGUACGCAAGGUGGCUCGGGCUAAUCAUACACGACUGCAUGGCAGAUCACUCCUCAAUACCAAGACGCAGUACUGAUCCUCACUUCACCGCACCGAAGCUGUAAUACUUUAAAGCAGACAAGAAUCCUGCCUUCGGUCUGAGGAUACCUGAGUUUCUGCUCAAACUUGUUAAAACUUCAAAUCUAGCAGUCCAGUAGUACAAGGAAGCCACUGAGAGAACCGUCCCUAUGGUUCAGCAAAACCCAGCUGGACCUACCCCUGGGACGAAGCCGAGUGUUGGUAAGGAUCCAAAGAGAGCCCAAAAGCCACAGAAACCAAUGGCCGGUUCGCCCAAUGAAGGAAAGUCUGACGACUCGCUAGAGACGAGUCAGGCGGCUGAGGGCACCGAAACAGACGCUGAGGAAACAGCCAAUGAAUCGUCAAGUGAAGCCCAAACAAACACUGACGACGAGGCAUCCGAGAGCGUGGGCACAGAUAGCGAGGAAUCUGGCUCGGAUGAUGACAAUGACGACAACGACAGUGAAUAUGUUGAGCACACAUAUGCCCUGAUCAAAAAAGGGAAGCUGUCAGUCGAAUUUCCAAAGAAGACAAGAAUAACUGCUGAAGAUGCAGCACCGAUAAUCGCUGGCAGAUCCCAAGUCUUCACUAUCAAGGAGAAAGCUAAACCGAGAGUUGAUCCCAACGAGACAAACUGCUCAAAGGACGACUAUGACGAGGCAGCUCAUCAAAUCAAGAAUUCUAAAGAAGUCGUCAUCCGGGAGAAAAGGGCAAAGGUCAAGAAUGACAAAACUGCCAAGGCAAAGCCCCAGCCCCGAGCCAGAAAGAGCCUGAUUGAUAAGGCAGACGAGCAUAUCUUCGCUGGCUGCGAUACUUUUAUCCAGAUAAGCCGAGCUGAAUCCUUAAGCACAGGAGCCGAUCUUUUCGGUUCCCGGGUAGAAGUCGCAGCAUAUGGCUCAACUGCGCAAGCACAGCCCUCUCCCAGCCACUCGAUAGCCUCUCAACAGGUUAUUGUUUCAAAAGAACGGGACUUCAACCCCUCACUGGUUCCUUCUGAAUCAGUUGAGCGUACAAUUGACCUAUCGCCCGAGGUCAAAACCCCUUCUUCUCACACAUCGAGUCUAGGUGUCACAUUCCCAACAUUUUCUUCAUUUUCUAGGACACCUACACUAUUCACUGCACAUACAGGUGCACACACCCUGAACGCAACAACCAGAGCGCAAGCUAUGACGGUUGGAAGCCCUGCUACGCCCACAAUGAUUCCAUCAUUGCACGUAGGCCACACAUCAGCAAUCUUCACUGAUGUUGUGUCAACAGUUACAACCCCCGUAACUGGUCACCCCACCUUUGAAGACGUAAACGUUCUACUAAAUCGCUUCCUAGAUUCCACCAUUAAACCAUGGGUGCAAGAUGCAAUGACCGCUGUAGCACAGGAAUUUAGGACCACCCAAGCGGUUCGGUCUGAACAAACACCACCCCAACCUUCACCUGAACCGUUCAUCUCCCAUACACAACCCGUACCCUCAACCCCUCUAUCCCACCAAUCCAUAAAUCAAAUACCCAUUCCUUCACUUUUUCGGGGAACCCAGGAUACAGAACCAGUAUUCUCCCCACACCCGACCAGACCCUCCAUCGAUCUCUCCUCACUAUCCUUCGACACUCUUGCAUCGGCUUUGCUGAACAACUUCCUAAACACCCCUGAAGACAAACUUACCCUUCAUCAGCAAGCCAUACUCGAAGCCCUCCUUUCUUCACCGGAAACCAAGAGCACUUGCAAGGAGAGUCCUCGUGGUCGCAAACGUUCCCAUGAGGACCCUAGCUUCGGCUUUGCUGAACAAUCUCUUAAAUACCCCAGAAGACAACCUCACUCUUCAUCAGCAAGCCAUACUAGAAGCUCUUCUUUCCUCACCUGAAACCAAGAGUACUUGCAAGGAGAAUCUUCGUGGUCGCAAACGUUCCCAUGAGGACCCCGAUGAUUCGGAUCCUCAUGAGGGGGAGAACAAGCGACCUCGAUCACUUGAGCAAACUGCUUUACCAAGCCAAAAUCCACAGCCAAUCCAACCCGAAACCUCUACAAACCAACAACCACCACCCACAGCCAAAAUAUCUAGCAUGGUCGAGCUAGAAGUAACAUCCCGAGGGGAUGGAAGUCCUGAUGAUGCUACCACUGGUACAUCUUUUACAUCAGGCCAUCAGUUGGAACCUAGUUCUAAGCUGAUGUCAACGGGCAAUCCAAGUGAACCCGGUUGUGCUACCCAGGAACAAUCACCGCCUCGAAAGCAGCAAAGAGUUCCAUACAUCUCCCCAGGCAAAGACAUCCACGAUGCACUGGAGGAGGCGGUGAUAUAUGAUAAAUGGCCGAGACAAUGGACAGAAUGGGAUGAUCUCCGUAAUGAGGCUGAACAAGAGGACAUGCAGAGAAAUUGGUGGCUACGAGAGCUAAUCAACAAAUGCUCUGAAGAUAUCAUUAGGCUCGAGGACGAUGAACGCAAGGAAGGGGAGAACUACAAGGAAUCCCAGAAAACUCUUGAAUCCGUCGUAAGACAAUCAGCGGGAAGACUUCCCAAGACAGAGAAACCCUGGGACAACGUUCGAAUCAAAGCCCCUUCCAAGAGGAAAUCAGAGAGCAUAUCCGGCGUAGACCAGACAAAGUCAAACCGCUGAAUGAACUGAAGCUAAGAGGCCUUACUCAUCUAAAAGGAAAGCAGGCUGGAGGCCAUCUGCAUAUGCUAUUACAAAGGUCAACCGGUACUCAGAGAGAACUGACGGAACAAGAUCUGAAGUCAAAUAUUCUCCCGAUUCAUCAAAUUCUACAAGUGAAGGCUGAAGAUUAUCACGGAGUAACAUUCUAUACUUACAGACUUCAACGCACUGACGGGAGUGAAUUUACUUGCCAAGAGAAUGACUUCAUCAUGCUUAAACCCGACGAUAUCUAUCAAAUGUUCAUGGCCUAUAGAUACCUUCCAGUCAGGCAGAGCAUAAUAUACAGCGAAGGUCUUGCACCAAUCAAGAGAUUCAUGCUUAGACAGAUCAGAGUACACUCUUCACAUGACCUACAGAUGGCUAUUGAGUGCAACCUGAAAAAGACAAAUCUGACAAAUCCAAGACUGUAUGGUCCAGAACUCGAAGACUUCCCAGCUUACCACAUCUUCUUCACACCGCCAGCAGUCACUUAUCUGAACCACAAGAACGAAAAAUGUCUGAUGGUAGUCAAUGAAAUUGAGAAAUACUGUGACGGAACGCUGAAGAUAAUCAAAGAACAGCUUCUAAAGAUGAAGGCAGAGCUAGAGGAAAAUCUUCAAGAGGCAUCGUCUUAUGUUCAAAAGGAACACUCUACACUAGAGACAAUUUUAAAGGCCAUUGACGAUCGCCUAGAAAAGAGAAAUAUGCUGAGGCAAUAUGAACAUGCACUAAAUAUGAGGAAGCACUACUUCAAGUCGCAGAAGCAAUAACAGAGUGGCACUUGAUCACAAAGGGGGAGAUUGUUGGAGAUAUUUUAAUUGUGAAUCAAGUUUGUCAUAGAUUAGCUUUAUAUUUAAUCCUUGUAUUUAAUUAGUGCAUGAAUUAGAUAGCACUUGGGCCAAGUGUUAGGCCCAUAUAACAGGCUAAAAGUCUUGUACGCCUAACCUAAACCUCGCCUAUAAAAAGGGAGCCAAGGGUUUAGGAUUAGGUUAACGUCAUACUUAUUCUUCAUAGCCUUACGCGCAUAUCUUUGUGUUGUACGAGUUCACGGUCUAUCAAAGAGGGUUUUACAUUGAUUCAAUCUGUGUUCAUCCUUACGUUUAAUCUUCGUUGUUAGAUCGUUAUUCAUUGCUGUUACAGAAACAGGGACUAUCAUAGGAUCUAUAAGAAAUCCUAUUUAAGGUAAAUAAAUAUGACCUUAUUGCAUUUUGUGUUUUCCAGUUUAACUUAUUUGUUAAUUGACCAAUUGAGCAAGACACUUUCAGAAAAUACUUUACUAGCAUUUUGGUUAGAGUAGAAUACAUCACAUUGAUUUCUUAAGUUAAAUGCUACAAAAGACUAGAGACAAAAAAGCUUUGGCAUCAUCAAAAAUGUUUAUCAAAAUCUAGGGGUCUAACAAUUUCCCCCUUUAAUGAUGAUGUCAAAAGAAGAUAUUAGUCAAACAUUUAACUUAAAAAUAAGAUAAAAAUGUUUGACUUCUUUCUUCCCCCUCUUUUGGUAGCAUUUUUCUUUAGUGGUCCCUAUUCUACUCUUGAUUUCUUCUUCUCCUGCUUGAUGACUCCCCAGAGACAAAGUUUGGGUUACUUCUUCUCAUUCUUUGAUUAUCCUCUUCUCUGAGGUUCUUCAGUUUUUCAUAGAGGACUCGUCGGAUUAAGAACAUGGACAUCGUGGCUUCAAUGCUUGGUACUUGAAUCCAUUGAAGAACGAAUUGUUCUUCAUUUCUCACAAACGCAGCAGCUUGAGAGAGCAUGUCCAUUGGAGCCAUUCUCCAAUUUCUCCAGUUAAGAACUCUCUUGAGUUGGAGAUCAAGAGCUUCUUUUUCCUUCAGAAAUUGGACUCUUGAUUCUAAGAAUGCAAUGUUGUCCAAUUGCUGUUGGGUCAAAUUGGGUCUUUGAGCAGCAGGUGUUUGAGGUUGUGCUAGUGAAAGUUCUAGCGAUGACUCAAGAUGGCUAUAGUUGGAGUUGGUGUUCGCCAUUUGAGGAAAUUAAGGGUUUGAAAGGAGCUCUGAGGAAGAUUGGAUGCAAGGUAUUGGGAUGAAUUAUCAUAUGUUCGAGAAGAGGGAUUUAUAUAUCCAAGUGUUUAGAUUGUCUCUUUGUGUUUCAAGAUUUGUUUAAGUAACCGAGACUUCUUUCAUUAAUGUUUUAGCGGCUAGUCCUCUUUUCAAGAGAGAGCAUGAAAGUAUUCAUUAAAUGAUAUUGAUGAUCAUCAUUAAAGAAGCCACUUUACUUGGAUCAACAUGUGUCGUUCUUGCAUGUUGCAUGUAGCAUAAAUCCUCUUCUGUAUUGAUGAAGUCUGACACUCCCUUUUGCAUGCCUUGUUUGCUCCGAAAUGGAUAAUUCUAGGAUACCGUUUUUGCUUGUUAUGGCUAAUUUUCGACAGUAAUUAUUAAAAUAGGAUGCUAACUAUCUUUGUAAGUAACCUUUAUUUUAUUAGGACGCUGCAGAAGCAGGAUGCUCCUAAUGAAAUUUAGAUUCUACAGACUAGUAGUAUUCCUUUUUCAAUCCAUAUAUGAGUCUACUCCUGAGUUUUAUGAAUCAUCAUAGUAUCUUUAUGAAUCGGUAUUUGAUUUUUGAGCUUCAGCACUUUGAGCUAGUUGUUCCUCUUGUCCUCCAUUGCUAAUGAUCAUGACUCUUGGUUUCUUUGUGGUAACAGGUUCCUCUGAUUCUAUUGCUGAGUUUGUUGAGUCAAGAUCUAGACCUCUCAUCUUUUUCUUUGCUUUUGUCAUCUUCUUUCCUUCUUGAUUGUGAUGGCUUUGUGUAUCCAUUCCCCCUUAGUUGAUGCUUGCUUGUUUGGAGCUUCCCUUUCUGGAUUUUAUUCUUUGAGGGGAUCAAGAUAGUUUGUACCAAAUGCUGGUAUUCCAUGUAUAUGUGUCUAUAAUUGAGCCUCCUGCUGUUUAUGAAACACCUUGUUGUUCUCGUGAGUCAUUCGUCCUGAGAGCCCUCUGCCGCUUGGAUGCAGCCACUUUUCUUGUUUCUCAUUGUUUUUCCUCUUUGAAUAAUGUGUUGUACAUUCCACCUAGUUAGAGGAAAAUGUAGCAGGGGGUUAGUUGGCAGUCACCCUAGUUUUGUAGGUGUCUAGAGAAUGUAGCAGUGGCCUGAUUGGCAGUCACCUGCUGAGUUAACUGCUGGUAGAAGUCAAUCAUCUGUUGAGCCUACUGCUCGGAUUUUGAGUAGGUUUUCUUUGAGCAGGUGAUUUUCCUUGAGUAUUUGUGUAAGAGUUCCCCCUCAGCAGGUGGCUAGGAAUUCCCCCUUUAUUUAAGAGUUGAGUUCCCCCUAACUGGGUGCAGGGUAAUUCCUUUGUCUUGAUCAUCAUUCAAAUCUCUUGUCGUGAUGUUAUUGAAUCUUGUUUUAAUUCAAUAGCUUGGUUGAUGCAGAAACCUUGUGGAGUCAUGUUUCAUUUGUAGUCCCAAGACAUAGUUCAACUCUCCCAUUGGGCUCAUUUCAAAUUUGCUUGAGAGUUGAAAAUUCCUUACAUAAUGAUUGCUUUGAGUUUUCAAAUACAAGCAAUAUGAGAGGACUUUCUUCAACUUUGAAUAGUAUGUUGUCUACUUUGCCUUUAGUGAACCCAUUUUCACUAAGUGUAUAGAGAGAGAGUGUCAUACCAUGCUCUUGGAGUUUGCUUGAGUCCAUAGAGCGUUUUCUUUAAUUUGAACACUUGAUCUUCCUCUCUAUUGAUUUCAAAUCCGGGAGGCUGCUCCCCGUAGACCUCCUCUUCUAGUAGACCAUUUAGGAAGGCAUUCUUUACAUCCAUUUGAUAAACUGUGAAUUGCUUAUGGGCAGCACAUGCUAAGAAUAGCUUCAAGUUUGGCAGCUGGGGCAAGGGUUUUAUCAAAAUCUAUUCCUUCUUCUUCACAGUACCCUUUGGCCAUCAAUCUUUGCUUAAUUCUUAAAUAAGAUGCCUUCCUCUUUCACCCUUUUUGUUCUUAUCACAUGUUGAUGAUAGGGUCUGUAUACAAGCUUCAAAAAUUGCUUCUUUUGAACUGUUUUGCUUGUAUUCAGUCAGAAUUUUGUAGGAUUUCUUCGGUUUUCUUGGGUUCUGUUUGAGAGACGAAGCAUGAGAAAAGUGCUUCUCUCUGGAUUGAUGAUUUUUGAACGAACCCUUUGGUUGAUGUCACCAAUUAUUUUGAGGAGGAGGAUGCUGGUUCAACCAUCCAGUGUCAGAUGAUUGAUUUAAUUGAGUUACCUGUUUAUCCUCUUCUUUUUCUUUAUUGUCUUCUGGUAGAGUAGAGGAUUGGGGUUAUUAAGCCUUGUGCUUAAUUCAGCUUGAGCGUCUGGAGAGUUGAUUCAGAAUGAGUCAACUGCUGGCAGUGUUCUGAAGUUUGAGUCAACUGCUGGCAUUGGUCUCCCAUUUGAGUAAUCUACUAGCAGUGGUCUGCUCUUUGAGCCACCUGCUGGCAGUUGGCUGCCAUUUGAGUUAACUGCUGCUUCCAGAGUCUUGUCAUCUUUUGUUAAUUUUUGCUGGGAAGGCAGCUUGGAGCCUUUCCAGUAUCCUUCCUUAAUUAGGCUGGCUCACCUUUAUUCUUUUCAUGAGCAGAGGAUUGGUUUCCAAAGACCGCAUAAAUUGAUUCUUCAAUAACCAGGGUUCGUUUGUUUAGAAUGCCGAAGUCCUUGCUAGUUGGUGAGUAGUCCAGGAGGAAUCCCUUCAUAAAUAGUUUGUUGAUGGUUUUUGAAAUUGAGAUGACUUAUAUUGUGAUGCCAAUCCCAAUUCAAGUUUAAAUCCGCUUGGGUUAUAAGGCAGAUUCCUUCUUUUGUGAUGCUUCAAUCAAGAAUAUCCAUAUCCUUCUUUCUUCUACCAGUUAGCACAAAUUUGUUGUUUAGGACAUCUCUGACCAAGCAGAUGUCCAUGGAGAAUGUCACAUUGUAAACGUUAUCGCAGAGCUGGCUUGUGCUUGAUAGGAUUGAAUUUCAAUCCCAUAUGAUAUGUUAUGGAUUGUAAGUUCACAUUUGAUUGGGUUUUCCAGCUCCUUUUGAUUCUCCUCUUUCCUCCUCUUUCCCAACUGUUAUUUUUGAGUCCUUCUCCAGAUUUAAAGCUUUGACAGUAGUCUCCAGUUGUCUGUCAUGUGCAUGGAACAGCUUGAAUCUUGUAUCAUUCUUGUAAGUUAGCUGCUCCAGCACCUUCCCGAUUUUAUCAGUUUUGAGUAUUAGCCCAGAAGUUAGUGGGCAUCUUCCUUUGAAUGAGUUUGGGCAUCCAUGCCCUUCUAGGACCAUUUGGAUCUAAGCUGAUGGAUCUAUAGCCAUUCGGAGUAUUGUAAUCAUAAGGAAUGGCUACAUAUUUGUGAACAUUAUUCCUUAUGAAGAUAGAGGAAGGAAUAUGUGUACUAGGAGUGAUCAGCUUUUUCUUUGGAAAUUUGUUGGUCCUUUUGAUUGGUUGCCAAUCAAGUCUAUGACUUGGUUGGUUAUUUUUGAAGUUGGGUUUGUACGGGAGUUUGGAUUUUGAUCUGGGAGAGAGGACUGGUUCCUUUUAUUUGACAGAGUUUGGGAGUGGGUUUUUUGCUGGUUUGUUUUUCUUGUGUCUUGUUGGCUUGUGGUGUGUUCUGUGAUAGGGAAGUAUUUGGGAGAGUCUUUCAAUGGUUGGGAUAAAGGUGUGUAUCCUAAUCCCGUGUUCUUCCAAUUGUGUUGAACUUCCUUAGCAAUACGGAGAGAGUGGGAGCUCAACCUUUCUUUUAAACUGAUGUUUUCAAGAAAAUCUUUCAUUUUUAUCACUUCACCCAUUUGAGCUUAGGCUAUUAUUAGAUUUUCUUGAAGUCUACAGUUUUUGUUCAUUAAAAGAAGGUGAUCUUUUUGAAAGUUUUCAAAUUGAUGGAGUAAUGCUUCCAUAUCAACACUGGAACAGCUGGAAUCAUAUGAGCUGUUUGAAGAACAGGAUAAUACCUCAUCAUUGUCAUUUUAAUUGGAUCUGGCCAUAGGACAGUUGUGGAAGGAGCUAUCAUCUUGGUGCAUUCCAAAGAGGCAAAUCAGGCCCUCUUACUCACUUUCUGAUGAGCUGCUUUUAUCACUUGAACUGCUUUGAUCAUCUUCUGAUUGGAUCAUUGUGAGCUCAUCCCAGACAUCCUUAGUCUUCAAGUCAUCAAAUUUGUUCAAGUUGAUAAUAGAUUCUUUACAAGCCGACUGUCCAUUUCUAGAAAGUGUUUGGGAAGUGAAGUGGAUUUGGAUUUUUAGUUCAAAUUAGUCAGAAAGUGACUCUAGGAACACUUGCUCUGAUACCACUUGAUGGUCCCGGAUAGAGGUAAAAGUCUAGAGGGGGGGGGGGGGGGGGGGUGAAUAGACUUUUAAAGCCUUUUCAACUUUAAAAACUUUUCCCUUCUAGAAGAGUUGAUCUAAAAUCUUUUGGGAGAUUUAUUGAUGCACAACAGAAGUCUUUAGCCCCUUAGAUAAACAGUGUAUAACAACUUUCUAUAAUUGGUGAAGUUUGGUCUUUAUGCAGUGAGCAGUUGGCUUGGCAGUUGCCUGGAUGGCAGGGAACUGCUGAGGCAACUGCUACUAUAAAAUGGGAGUUUGGGGAAGAUGAUUGUGUGGCCUUAUACGGAAUGAUGAGAGCUUUCUGAAGAUGUACUGAGCUAAAGAUAAUAAGGGGUUUUGCGUAAGCAGAGGUCUAGGUAGUUGGGUAGACCCAGGAAACUACUAAGGCACCUACUCCUUAUGAAAGAUGUAUUUCCGAGAACAAGCAAAACAGACCUUUUAGUAGUGAUGUUCCAAGGCUCUUGUGAAACAGUUGUCUAAGGAAAAGUAAGUUAUUAAGGAGUAGGAUAAGCAGUAGAGUCAACUAAGACUACUGCUUAGGAUGAUGCUGGCAAACCACGAUCCCUUUAGUGAGAAGUGUUGGGUGUGUGCUUUGUUUACUGAAAGUAAAUCAACACACAGUAUAUCCUGGUUCAGAGGUGGUGUAAUUCUCCUACAUCCGGUCCCACCCUAUUUUAGAUGGAUUUCACUAAAGUAUUAAGCCCAAUACACUUAGUGCCAAUCUAGCCUUGACAACUCUGGCCUAGAUUGAAGGUGUUUCCCAAGGAGUACAACACCACUCCAAGCUACUCAAUCCUUUAGGUUUUUCUCGAUUGAUCCAGUGGGGAUCAAAAUGUACUCUUAACCUAUCUAACCACACUCAGGCCGGGAACAACUGUCGUCCUGAGUGUUUACAACACCUUCUGAAAUACAAGAAAGUUCUGGUCACCAACUAAAAACUAAGCUCUAAAAAUAUGAAAGUGAUGGUCUAAUCUAAGAGCUUAGUGAAGCAUGAGUCAAAUCAAAGAGUGAAGUUAUGAUCGAGCACUUUCUCUUUUGCUAGAUAUUAUUUGAAGGUUUAUAGGAUUUCUCUGCUUUUGAACUCAAGAACUUAAUUUUCUAACUCAUGCUUCGGACUUUACUUAUAGGCGUCUUCGGUAGAUUAAUCUCAUCCGUUGGUUGAGAUGAUUUAAUCUUGUUCGUUGAAUCUUUGUUUCAGAGGAUAACAACUUGUUGUUUGUCCUCUUCUUUGGAGCCGAUAACUUCUUUGUCUUUGUUUGCCUAGCCACUGUAGUUUUCUCCUUUAUAGAGUUCCAACUUGACUGCACAUCCCAUGCUUUGGAUCCUUUGUACUAUUUCGCAUUAAACGUCCUCCAUGCUGGAUUUCCUCAAUUUUGAUUGGCUUCGGAUGAUCACGAGACAGAAUAACAAUUUUUGUGUAUUAAUAAAAUUUAUACUGGUAGGAUUUGAAUAUCCUAUUAAGGUAUAUAAAUUUACCUUAUUGCAUUUUUAAUUUCCAGUGUAUUUUUAUUAGUCUAAAAAAUUGUUCAUUUAUUUGUCCUCAAUUAUACACAUGUAAAACUCAUAUCAAAGUGCCUUUUGUUUUUGUGACGUUUUAAAAUGUUUGUGAUAAAUUAAAUAUAUACCGGUAGGAUUUAAAUAUCCUUUUAAGGUAAAAUUUACCUUUUUGCAUUUUGACUUUUCCGGUAUUAUUUUCUUGACACAAACAUUUUACUUUUAACUUUUGGUCACUCAAGGUUUUGUAUGGUCAACUAGUAUUUUGAACUUAAUCUAUUUAUUUAACUGGUAGGAUAACAAAUCCUAUUAAGGCAAAAAUCAUUACCUUAUUGCAUUUUGUGUUCCAGUUAAGAAAUAUGUAUUUCGAAAUACUUUGUGUUCAUUUGAUGUGAUAUUAACAAAUAAGUUCGACUGGUAGGAUCUAUAAGAAAUCCUAUUUAAGGUAAAUAAAUAUGACCUUAUUGCAUUUUGUGUUUUCCAGUUUAACUUAUUUGUUAAUUGACCAAUUGAGCAAGACACUUUCAGAAAAUACUUUAAUAGCAUUUUGGUUAGAGCAGAAUGCAUCACUUUGAUUUCUUAAGUUAAAUGCUACAAAAGACUAGGGACAAAAAAGCUUUGGCAGCAUCAAAACUUUUUAUCAAAAUCUAGGGGUCUAACACUAAUCUAAAUAAAUUACAACUAUUUAGGUAAAUAAAGUAUUACACCAAAAGUGUGUAAUUUCCACAACAAUAAAUAAUGAAACUAAUUAAAAGUAGAAACAUACACACUGAAAAUAAAGCUUAAUUAACUCCCUCGUGCUUAGUUUCUUUACUCGUCCUCGAGUAAAAUCAAAAGUCCACAAUCGGUCCAAAUAAAUGGUAAAAGUAAAAGAUUACCAAUGAUAUUUGAGUUUACAAAUUGUAAGAGUAGUACCCAUAUACAAUAAGCUUCAUUUUCUUUGGUUUAAGUGUCUUCUAUGCUUUUCCAUUUGCCUCCAUUUCUUCAUCGAGAUGCUCAAGAUGAAAUUAAAUCAGUUUCUUGCAAAACCAAUUUCUCUGAUAUCUCUCAUUUUGUGUAGGAUCCUUUUCAUAUUUUCAUCCUAGCUUCUUAUUUUUUUCUCUCCCCUAAUCAAUAAUUCUUUUUAGCCUUCCAAUUGCGUAGAUUGUCCUUUUUGGGGUUGAUAAGUCCGUAUUUAGACAUGCAUUUGAUGUGUGUUCAAAUCGGAUUUGAUGGUUUUCCCUAGCUUUAAGGUGUUACAAGUCUCAAUUUUAGCUCAAGUUAUGUUAACGGGCGUUGGUUCGAGUUUUGUGUCAUUUGGAGUCAAACUGAGGAUUUUAGAGUUCAGCACCGGCGCUUGAGAAGAAAUCAAGAUGAGUUGAGAAGCAUUCGAGAGUGAUUUGAGAUCUUUGGAGGUCACCGGGAGGUUCACGAUGAAUAUUUGAAGGAAAAAGAGCUUUAGGGAUGGCUACGGGAUCAAAGGAAGAUGAAUGGAGCUUGAAAUCGGCGAUCAGGAUGACCUUCUAACAAUCGUUCAAGCAUAUCUCUUUGUAAAAACAUUCAAUGUACACGAUUCAAAGUCCAUAUGAAAGCUAACUUCAUUGGCUACAAAUCAUAUGCAGACACCUUUGCUAGAAUCUGAGAGGAAGAAGGUGAAAACACACGAUGAAGUCAGAUGAUCUCUGCUGCGAUUUCAGAAUGAUGACCUCUUGAUUGGACGAAUUGGGGUGGAUAGAGGACUUCAUUAUCUACAACUUGUAUAAAGGAUGCCUUUCCAAAUUCGAACGUUAACUAGGCACGAUCGUGCGCUCAAAGUCAGGCACGAUCGUGCAUGAAGAGAAAGCAUCGCGGAGCUAAUGCCAGGCUUUUCAGCCUUGUUCAUCAAUCUUUAGGGAUUCUUUGUAAGUUCCAUCUUUUUAAUUAAUAAAAAUUAAUUCUAUUCUUCCCAAUUCUGUUGAUUCUUCAAUUAUGAAUUGUGAGUAAUUUUAAUUAGGGGUUUGGGAUUGAUGAAGGGGUUGAUCAUGAUGUAUGGCUAGAUUCUGGAUGGUUUAAUUGCAUGAAUGCCGUUUAAUUUGUGUUUGAAUAAUUUAACUGAUAUCUUUUGUAACCUAGAAUCGCGGCUAGAAUUACAAUUGCUUAUAGAAUAAAUUAAGAGAGAUCUAGUUUAUUCUAGGACACAUUCACACACACUUAAUCGUUCGCUAAGAUAUUAGUAGCGAUUAAGGGGGCGUAAGCUCGAUCGUUUUGGCAAUAAUUUAGGAUCCUGUCGCAUGAGAUAUUAGCCUGGUCCCCUAAAUUAUUGUACUCUACGCCGCGAGAGUGGUAAGAACUUAGUAAUGAUUAGCUAGGCUCAAUUGAAUUAAUUUCAUGUAAUUAGUUCUGAUCUGCUAGAAAUCUGGUUACCCCGGAAUCAAUCCCUGUUCCCUUCGUCAUUAAUUAGAAAGAACCCAAUCAAUUAUUUUUAUUCGCUCAUUCGCAUUAAUUUAUUUUCCAAACCACCCAAAAUCUCGCACAAUUUCAUUUUAUUUUAUUUAUUUCUUUUUAAUCGCUGAAUUUAGUUAAUCUUUGAUUCCCUUUUGUCCGUCCCUGUGGAGACGAUACUCGUACUUACACCACUAUAUUCACCGCAAUUUAACCUCCCUAUCAACUUUUUCAAAUUACCCCUACUACUCCUGGAACUAAUUUCCAAAAUCAAGUUUAUGGGAUGCAAGGAGUAGGGCAGAGUAUUCCCGUUUUCCAACCAAGACAGAACCCACUUCCAAUCAAUCAACCUACAUUCCAAAAUCAGCCCCAAUACCAUAAUCCGUACCCCAAUCAGUAUCACAACCAAACCCAAGUCCCCCCAGCCCAGACAGCAGGCUCCUCCAGAAAAUGCUUAUUUACCGCACAAUAAUCCACUCUAUCAGUGCCAAACCAUUGCAGAGUUCCUUACGCCAGACGUUUCCGGGUAUGAUAGCAUUCAAGUACCGGGAAUUACUGCCAACCAUUACGAGAUAAGGCCGGCGGUGAUAAGCAUGGUGUCUAAUAACCAUUUUGGAGGAGGCCCUACAGAAGACCGAGUGGCGCAUAUUACCUACUUUCUGAGGAUGUGCCAGACUUUCAAGAUACUUGGGUUAACUGAUGAUCAAGUAAGAAUGAUGGCUUUUCCCUUUCUCAUUGAGGGAAGAUGCGCAGAGGUGGUUGGACAACAAUCCUCACCACCACCUCCAGACUUGGGACCAGCUGCAUAGUGCCUUUAUUAAAGAGUACUUCCCUACGUCAAAGGCCCUGAAGUUGAAGAAGCAACUACAAGAGUUUAAGUAGGGAUCUCUAGAAACACUGGCUGAAGGAUGGAAGAGAUUCAAGGUGCUAAGAAGAGAUUGUCCUCAGGGAAAUUUGACUAAUUGUGAGGUUCUUUUCUACUUAACGGACUCAACAAUGAAGGGAAGAUGAUGUUGGAUGCUUCGGGUGGCGGAGCCUUUCCUGAUUUACCAUCUGAGGUUGGGGAAGAACUAGUGGAGAAUAUUGUUUCAAAUAAUGCAUCUUGAUACAGCGACAAGAGUUCUCCUUAGCAAAACGCUCCGAGCCUAUACGAGAUCAGUGAUGAUUCUGCUCUCUCUGCAUGAGUAGAUACAUUGGCAAGCAUGGUGAAGAAGCUCAUAGCCAGCGUGGAUGCUAUAGGGAAAAGGUGGAUCUUGCUCUCUCGGUGCCCAGUGUUAAUAUGGUAGCCCCCGGUCCUAUUAGUCCUUCUUGCACUACAUGUGGGGGACUCCAUUGGCCGCAUGAGUGCACUAUGAUGGCACACCCGGCAGCCCCUGGAGUAGAGCAAGUUAAUGUGAUUUAUUCUCAGCGGCAGGGCUACUACAAUCAGCCUUACGGGCAGCAGCAGCAAAGGAAUUACGGGCAAGGAAAACAGCAGCAGCAGCAGUCUAGGAACUAAAAUCAGCCCCAAGCACCUCAAGGUGAACAACAAGCACCUCAUCCGGUGCAAGGGAGUGUCAGGAGGGAGACUGAGCAAAAAUGUUCUAGCUUGGAAGAAACGCUCAAAGAAUUAGCGCAAAAUCAACUGAGGGCGGACUCAAGGAUGCAAAACAUUGAAAAUCAAUUGGGGCACCUUGCAAAAGCCAUAUAUGAGAGGCCUCAGGGAUCCCUCCCUAGCAACACCGAAAAUAAUCCAAGAGAGCAAGUUCACGCAAUCACAUUGAGGAGUGGACGAGAUCUGGAGCCUGCUGCCAUAAAGACGAAAGUUGAAGACGUUGAACCUGCUGCAGUUGUACUGUUCUUGAGGAAAAAAGGAAGAAGACAAGAAGGAGGAGGGGGACACGGUUCCAAAGCAACCCGUUCCUGUCAAAGCUUACAAUCCCCCCUCCCAUACCCGUAACGCUUAAAAGGGAAAAGUGACACUAAGAACUUCAACAAGUUUUUGAACCUCUUCAAACAGGUUCAAGUAAACGUACCAUUCAUGGAGACGCUGCAACAAAUGCCAAAGUACACCAAGUUUAUGAAAUAAUUCCUCUCUAACAAAAGAAAGUGGGGAGAACCGAAAUCAGUGGUGCUGAAUGAAGAGUGCUCGGUAGUGGUGCUAAAGAAGAUGCCUAAAAAGCUCAAGGACCCAGGUAAGUUCACUAUCCCUUGCUCCAUAGGAAGUGAGAUUUUUUAUAAUGCUUUAGCUGAUUUGGGUGCAAGCAUCAAUUUGAUGCCCUAUACCUUGUAUGAGAAGCUUGCACUCGGUCAGCUUAAACCAACACGUAUGUGCAUACAGUUGGCUGACCGAUCGGUCAAAUAUCCCCAGUGGAUUGCUGAAGACAUGUUGGUUAAAGUGGACAAGUUUGUUGUUGGUCCCGGUUGUACUGGAUACAGUCUAGAGGGGGGGGGGUGAAUAGACUGUAUUGGUUUUUAACUUUUUCAAGCUAAGUACCAGAUUUAACAGAAUAGCCUGUUCUGUUGACAGAACAGACUGGCAGCGGAUGAGGUUCUGGUAGGGAGUUCUGUUAAUAGCCUCAGAGAAGCAAAGGCAGUAGGCCUUCUGUUAACUCACAAGACCAGUUCUGCUGAACACAGAUACCAAGUCUUUGGAGUCAAACAGUUCAAAUAAAAACUAAGAAUGAAAAGCAGUAAGUAGAUGACACCAGGGCUUUUUAUAGUGGUUCAAGGAACAACUUGUUCCUCUAGUCCACUGUUCCACUAAGCUGUAAAAACUUUCGUUUACAAUGCCUUAGCCCUAUCACUUAAGAAGCUCUCCACGUCUUCUUCAAGUGUAGAUGUCUUCUUGGAUGCACUUCCGGCUUCCCUAAGACUGGUCCUUUCACUGAGCUUUCCCAGAAGUAUCACCACUUCACAACUCUAGGUACUUGGACGUCCUUCUUGUGAAAGAAGAGGUUCUAUUUAGAACAGGGGUUCCUCCAACUUGCUUCGUUACAAAGAGUUUGUAUGUGAUGAGCUUGAAGAGUUGAAGAACACUUGGAACUUUGCUUGAGUUAGAAAUAAGGAUCUUUCCAACUUCUGCCUUCUCUUGUAGAGGAUGAUGAAGUGUUAAUCUCGAGGAGGCUUUUUGCUUUUAAGCGUUUGAAUUUCUUGUAUGCAGGGUUGUAGCAAAGGUUAGCAAAAUUGCAAAGUUAUCCGGUUGUUCUUCGCAGUGUAUCUUUUAUACUGAGGUUGUCUUCCCGUUGGAGGAGAAGGAGGACAACUGCAUUAAAUGAGCGAGCAGUUGACUUGACCAGUAGGACCCGGUAAAGUUGGCGGGUUACUAUUUUGGGAUAAAGUAAUCCUGACAUUGCGGCCAAUCAUCUGCAAUUACUCUACGGAGCAUGGGGAGCAUUAAAUGUGCAUUUAAUGCGCGCACUGUAGCGUUUCCGUUCAAGUCUCCUAGCCGUUGAAGGAAUCUUCCAGUUUAUUUCCCGGCUUUGUGGAAUUCUUCUAGGUGUCAGGCCUUCUGGUGUCUUUAACAGAGAGUUGAUCAGAGAAGGUCUGGAGCACUUCUGUUGAGAGUAUAUCCAACAGAGAACCAGGAGGGUUUCUGUCAGAGUAAAGGCUAACAGAGACUCUGAGGUCUUCUGUUCUGAAGCAGAGAACCAAAGGUCUUCUGUUCAACAAUGCCUUAAAAAGGGUCUUCUGCCCUUGGAGCCCUUCUUCUUUAGGAGGUCUUCUGGUUUGGAGGCUUUCUGCUAAGUCGAUUAAACUAAGAACUUUACAAAUGAAAAUUCUAAUACAUUAAGUCUAAAGAGGGGUACUCUAAAGUCCUAAUUAAUCUAGCAUCAUCAAAAUCUAAUUACAAAUAUUCCUUACAUUUGUUAUUCUCGUUGAUUUCGUUGUUUUGGAUAUGCCCCAAGAUCUUGAUGUGCCCUGAAUUCUUGGAAGGCCUUUUCUGGCCACUGCUCGGGCCCUCAUAGAUGUUGGGGAAGGGAAAUUGAUUUUGAGAGUUGGGGAGGAGAGAGUUACUUUUUGCAUGGCCAAACUGGCCAAACAGUCCUGUCAAGAUGUUAAUGAGUGUUUUUUGUUGGAUGUCAUUGAUCCCACCGGAGAGGAGGGGGGGGGGGGGAACCCCACCUCUAAAAGAGAAUGAUUUUGAGUCGUUCAUUGAUAAAGGGCCUGAUAAAGGCUUAGACUCAUUCUUGUGCUUUAGGAGUGGCCCUGAGAUGCGCUAUUAUUUUCAUGAAUUUAAGGUCUUACGCCAUCUAAGGGCAUUUGUUGAUAGGAGGUUUGAUUUGUGGAAGACUAGUUUUCUGAGCGGGAGUGUCUUUGACUGAGUUUUAGAUGAGGUGGCUGCGUCGGGCAAACGACGUUAAAAAUAGUGCUUCUUGGGAGGCAACCCAAGCUUAUUUCUGCACUUUUGUUUUUGCAUGUUUCUUUGUUUUUGUGUUUUUUUGUGAUUGUUUUGAAGCUCAGAGUCUUGCUUUGGGGAUGAUGUGCCGAGGAUCAUUUAACUUAGUUCUAUUUCUGCACCGACCAACGCUACGAUGGAAGUUCCUUGACUCUUAUUCACCUGUUUAAAAUGCUGACUUGAGUUGAUUUGAGCAUGUGUGACCCUUUCCUCUUUACCUCUUGUGCAUAGUGCAUUUUUGGUCAUCAGAGGUGAUGCCAAAGUUUAAGUGUGGGGGAGUGAAUUGGGCAUUCGGGCAGUAGUUGUAACAUGGGAUUACUAGAGUUACCAUGCACAGGUGUUAGUUGUAUAUUCAUAGAAAAGUCAUGUCACUUUUUUUUUGAAAUUGUUUCCUUAAAGUGUGUCUUUGUGAGAUGCCUAACGUGUUGACUAUGCUUUUAGAACAUCUUUGAAGUGUUUAGGCUUAAAUUGCUUGCACUAUAACCUAGUUUUUGAGAGGAUGGAGGCAUUAGUCAGCUAUUGAAUCGUUCCAUAAAUCAUCCACCUGACCUGAAAAAGUCCUUUAGGAGAAGCCAUUUUGAACCUGAUCGUUUAUUGUUUACCCAAUUAAUUAAAGUUCCAUAGCCAAAUGGUCUGCUUCCUUACCCGUGAAUAUUUCUGACUUGGUCUUGAUGUUUAGGGAACUAAGGAAUUAAUUUGUUAAGUUUAGAGAAUUUGUGUAGGAGCCAAUUUUGGCACUGUUCCUAUGCUCCAAAUGGGCUAAGAGCAGUCACUUUUUAGGAAUUUGAUAUUUUCGAGGAUUGCAUUGUAGGCAUGAAUUCACUUUUAAAUGAAUGAACUUUAAUUGCUAUUUUUCGUUGGUGAGGCCGAGAUUAUAAUAGGGUAAUGUCUAGUGAGAAUCCAAAAGGUGAAAAAUUAAUAUAGCUAGAUCUCUUACCUUGCGAAAAAGAGAAUGGGAGCCCCGGUCAAAAAGCGUAAGUGUUUUGCACAAUAAGAUGAGACCUUGGGUAUCUUUCGAAAAAAAUAGUGUUCUCGUGCCAACAUGACAAGGAAAACUGAACUUAUUUAAUGAAUUUGGAGGCUUUGGCAAAAUUAGCUUUAGUCCUCCGCGUACUUCAAGUAUACGUCAAAGCACCAAUGUGCCGCGGCGGUUUAGCUUAGUUGUACACCAUGUCUACUCUUUGCAUAGGUUUAGAUGAUUCUUCCUAAAUUGUGGCCUAUUGAGUUCCUUGAUCCUAAGAAUAGCCCUGAAGUUCCUGAAUGCAUUAAGUCUUUGUCAGGUUGUUCCAAAACUCUCAAAGGAAAGGGACUAUUUAUUACUAUUCACCAUUCACCAUCACCUUCACAAGUCCUUCUGAUCAACAUCUAGUUUUUUUGUGUAUGCUGUCAUUACUUUAAGGAUGUUGUGAAAAUUUUUGUCAAAUAGUUUAGCUUGAGUACAAAGAUGUAGUUUAGGGAAUAACUUUCUUAAUUUAGUCUUUCUAUUCCGUGAAUAUCCCUUUGACUACGUGUGCAUGCUAAUUGUUUUAAAUUCCGUGUGGUGAUUAUCGUAAGUCACGUUGUUCAGUUUGCUUGAGGACAAGCAAAAGAUUAAGUGUGGGGGAAUAUGAUAAGUUAAUAUUUAGACAUGCAUUUGAUGCGUGUUCAAAUCGGAUUUGAUGGUUUUCCCUAGAUUUAAGGUGUUACAUGUCUCAAUUUUAGCUCAAAUGAUAUGUCUACCGGGCGUUGUUUCGAGUUUUAUGUUAUUUGGAGUCAAACUGGGGAUUUUAGAGUUCGACACCGGCGCUUGACAAGAAAUCAGGAUGAGUUGAGAAGAAUUAGAGAGUGAUUUAAUAGCUUUGGAGGUCACCGUGAGGUUCACGAUGAAGAUUUGAAGGAAAAAGAGCUAUAGUUUUGGCUACGGGAUCAAAAGAAGAUGAAUGGAGCUUGAAAUUAGCGAUCAGGAUGACCUUCGGUCAAUCGUUCAAGCAUAGCUCUUUGUAGAAGCAUUCAAUAUACACGAUUCAAAGUCCAUAUGAAAGAUAAAUUCAAGGGCUACAAAUCCUAUGAAGACACCUUUUCUAGAAUCGGAGAUAAAGAAGGUGAAAGCAGACGAUGAAGUCAGGUGAUCUCUACUGCGAUUUCAGAAUGAUACCUUCCACCGUUUGGAUCAUAUCUCUGGAUUGGAUGAUUCAAAUCAUAUUCAGAAAAUUGGUGUGGAUAGAGGACUUCAUUAUCUAUAACUGGCAUGAAGGAAGCAUUGCCAAAUUCGGGAGUUAACUGGGCAUGAUAGUGCCCUAAAAGUCAGGCACGAUCGGGCGUGAAGAGAAAGCAUCGCGGAGCUACUGCCAGGCAGGCACAAUCGUGCCUUGAGCGAGGCACGAUCGUGCCUGUCCAAAAUGCGCGUUUUGAUCCGGAGGCACGAUCGAAGGCACGAUCGAAGGCAAGAUCGUACCUGGCAUUGUGCUUUCCUCCGGAAAUCCCAAUUCAGCUCAAAUUUUACCCGAUUUUCCUAUUUAAACAGCCUGUAAUCUCCUGUUUCAAGGGGGAGCUUAGAGAGAGUGCCUAGUACGAAUUUUAGAGGGCUUUUCAGCCUUGUUCAUCAAUCUUUUGGGAUUCUUUGUAAGUUUCAUCUUUUUAAUUAAUGACAAUUAAUUCUAUUCUUCCCAAUUUUAGAGGGCUUUUCAGCCUUGUUCAUCAAUUAUGAAUUGUGAGUAAUUUUAAUUAAGGAUUUGAGAUUGAUGAAGGGGUUGAUCAUGAUGUAUGGCUAGAUUCUGGAUGGUUUAAUUGCAUAUAUGCCGUUUAAUUUGUGUUUGAAUAAUUUAACUGAUAUCUUUUGUAAUCUGGAACCGUGGCUAGAAUUACAAUUGCUUAUAGAAUAAACUAAGAGAGAUCUAGUUUAUUCUAGGACACAUUCACACACACUUAAUCGUUCGCUAAGAGAUUAGUAGCGAUUAAGGGGCCGUAAGCUCGCUCGUUUUGGCAAUAAUUUAGUAUCAUGUCGCAUGAGAUAUCAGCCUGGUCCCCUAAAUUAUUGUACUCUACGCCGCGAGAGCGGUAAGAACUUAGUAAUGAUUAGCUAGGCUCAAUUGAAUUAAUUUCAUGUAAUUAGGCCUGAUCUGCCAGAAAUCUGGUUACCCCGGAAUCAAUCCAUGUUCCCUUCGUCAUUAACUAGAAAGAACCCAAUCAAUUAUUUUUAUUCGCUCAUUCGCAUUAAUUUAUUUUCCAAACCACCCAAUCUCGCACAAUUGCAUUUUAUUUUAUUUCUUUUUAAUCGCUGAAUUUAGUUAAUCUAUGAUUCCCUUUUGUCUGUCCCUGUGGAGACAAUACUCGUACUUACACCACUAUAUUACAAUCUAUUUUAAGUGCGAGAAAAUUCACAUCAAUUUUUGGCGCUGUUGUCGUGGACGGUGACGGUCUUAAGGGUUAAUUUAACUCAGCGAUCCAUUUUUAGUUUUUCGUAGGAUUUUUAUCUGCUAACCUUGCAGGUCAAAUCUGUUUAUGCAUACUCGUUCUAAGAGGGGAGAACCGCUAAUCCCUCUUAAUCUUGAGAUUGAAAAGCUCGUCAAACAGAACCUUAAGGCCCAAAAAGAGAAAAUCACCAUGGACCAUCAAUCUUCAUCUGGAACUGCAGGGAUAUCUGGUAACUCGAACCCCACAUCUCAACAAGAUUUCUACGUGAACACGUCACCCCAAUCUUCACCACCAAUUUCACCUAGAAACCCUCUUGGUUUUCAAAACUAUCGUACUCUGAUCUUUUCCCAAAAUCAGCAUUCACCGCAAUUUAACCUCCCUAUCAACUUUUUCAAAAUACCCCUACUACUCCUGGAACUAAUUUCCAAAAUCAAGUUUAUGGGAUGCAAGAAGCAGGGCAGAGUAUUCCCGUUUUCCAACCGAGACAGAACACACUUCCAAUCAAUCAACCUACAUUCCAAAAUCAGCCCCAGUACCAUAAUCUGUACACCAAUCAAUAUCACAACCAAACCCAAGUUCCACCUGCUCAGCCACAACCAGCCCCCCAGCCUAGACAGCAGGCUCCUCCACAAAAUGCUUAUUUACCGCACAAUAAUCCACUCUAUCAGCGCCAAACCAUUGCAGAGUUCCUUACACCAGACGUUUCGGAGUAUGAUAGCAUUCAAGUGCCGGGAAUUACUGCCAACCAUUACGAGAUCAAGCGGCGGUGAUAAGCAUGGUGUCUAAUAACCAAUUUGGAGGAGGCCCUACAGAAGACCCAGUGGCGCAUAUUACCCGCUUUCUUAGGAUGUGCCAGACUUUCAAGAUACCUGGGUUAACUGAUGAUCAGGUAAGAAUAAUGCUUUUCCCUUUCUCAUUGAGGGAAGAUGCGCAUAGGUGGUUGGACAACAAUCCUCACCACCACCUCCAGACUUGGGAGCAGCUGCAUAGUGCGUUUAUUAAAGUGUACUUCCCUACGUCAAAGGCCCUGAAGUUGAAGAAGCAAGUACAAGAGUUCAAGCAGGGAUCUUUAGAAACACUGGCUGAAUCAUGGAAGAGAUUCAAGGUGCUGAGAAGUGCUUGCCCUCAGGGAAAUUUGACUAAUUGUGAGGUUCUUUUCUACUUCUAUAGCGGACUCAACAAUGAAGGGAAGAUGAUGCUGGAUGCUUCGGGUGGCGGAGUCUUUCCUAAUUUACCAUCUGAGGUUGGGGAAGAACUAGUGGAGAAGAUUGUUUCAAAUAAUGCAUCUUGGUACAGUGACAAGAGUUCUCCUCAGCAAAAGGCUCCAGGUCUAUACGAGAUCAGUGAUAAUUAUGCUCUCUCUGGACGAGUAGAUACAUUGGCAAGCAUGGUACAGAAGCUCAUAGCCAGCGUGGAUGCUAUAGGGAAAAAGGUGGAUCUUGCUCUCUCAGUGCCCAGUGUUAAUAUGGUAGCCCCCGGUCCUAUUAGUCCUUCUUGCACUACAUGUGGGGGACUCCAUUGGCCGCAUGAGUGCACUAUGAUGGCACACUCGACAGCCCCUGGAGUAGAGCAAGUUAAUGCGAUUUAUUCUUAGCGCCAGGGCUACUACAAUCAGCCAUACGGACAGCAGCAGUAAGGGAAUUACAGGCAAGGAAAACAGCAGCAGCAGCAGUCUAGGAACUAUAAUCAGCCCCAAGCACCUCAAGGUCAGCAACAAGCACCUCAGCUAGUGCAAGGGAGUUUCAGGAGGGAGACUGAGCAAAAAUUUUCUAGCUUGGAAGAAACGCUCAAAGAAUUAGCGCAAAAUCAACUGAGGGCGGACUCAAGGAUGCAAAACAUUGAAAAUCAAUUGGGACAGCUUGCAAAAGCCAUAUAUGAAAGGCCUCAGGGAUCCCUCCCUAGCAACACCGAAAAUAAUCCAAGAGAGCAAGUUCACGCAAUCACAUUGAGGAGUGGACGGGAUCUGGAGCCUGCUGCCAUAAAGAUGAAAGUUGAAGACGUUGAACCUGCUGUAGUUGUUAUUGAGGAAAAAAGGAAGAAGAAAAGAAGGAGGAGGGGGACACGGUUCCAAAGCAACCCGUUCCAGUCAAAGCUUACAAUCCCCCCUCCCAUACCCGUAACGCUUAAAAGCGAAAAGUGACACUCAGAACUUCAACAAGUUUUUGAACCUCUUCAAACAGGUCCAAGUAAACGUACCAUUCAUGGAGGCGCUGCAACAAAUGUCAAAGUACGCCAAGUUUAUUAAAGAACUCCUCUCUAACAAAACAAAGUGGGGAGAACCGAAAUCAAUGGUGCUGAAUGAAGAGUGGUCGGCAGUGGUGCUAAAGGAGAUGCCUAAAAAGCUCAAGGACACAUGUAAGUUCACAAUCCCUUGCUCCAUAGGAAGUGAGAUUUUUUAUAAUACUUUAGCUGAUUUGGUUGCAAGCAUCAAUUUGAUGCCCUAUACCUUGUAUCAGAAGCUUGCACUAAGUCCGCUUAAACCAACACGUAUGUGCAUACAGUUGGUUGACCGAUCGGUCAAAUAACCCCAGGGUAUUUCUGAAGAUGUGUUGGUUAAAGUGGACAAGUUUGUUAUUCCCGUUGAUUUCGUUGUUUUGGAUAUGCCCCAAGAUCUUGAUGUGCAUUUAAUUCUUGGAAGUUCCUUGACUCUUAUUCGCCUGUUUAAAAUGUUGACUUGAGUUGAUUUGAGCACGUGUGACCCUUUUCUCUUUACCCCUUGUGCAUAGUGCAUUUUUUGUCAUUGAGGGCGAUGCCAAAGUUUAAGUGUGGGGGAGUGAAUUGGGCAUUCGGGCAGUAGUUGUCACAUGAGAUUACUAGAGUUAGCAUGCGCAGGUGUUAGUUGUAUAAUCAUAGAAAAGUCAUGUCAAUUUUUUUUGAAAUUUUUUCCUUGUGUCUUUGUGAGCUGGCUAGCGUGUUGACUAUGGUUUUAGAACAUCUUUGAAGUGUUUAGGCUUAAAGUGUUUGCACUAUAACCUAGUUUUUGAGAGGAUGAAGGCAUUAGUCACCCAUUGAAUCAUUCCACAAAUCAUCCACCUGACCUGAAAAAGUCCUUUAGGAGAAGCCAUUUUGAGCCUGAUCGUUUAUUGUUUACCCAAUUAAUUAAAGCUCUAUAGCCAAAUGGGCUGCUUCCUUACCCGUGAAUAUUUCUGACUUAGUCUUGAUGUUUAGGGAACUAAGGAAUUGAUUUGUUAAGUUUAGGGAAUUUGUGUAGGAGCCAAUUUUGGCACUGUUCCUAUGCUCCAAAUGGGCUAAAAGCGAUCACUUUUUAGGAAUUUGAUAUUUUCGAGGAUUGCAUUGUAGGCAUGGAUUCAUUUUUAAAUGAAUGAACUUUAAUUGCUAUUUUUCCUUGGUGAGGCAGAGAUUAGAAUGAGGUAAUGUCUAGUGAGAAUCCGAAAGGUGAAAAAUUAAUAUAGCUAGAUCUCUUAUCUUGUGAAAAAGAGAAUGGGAGCCCCGGUCAAAAAGCGUAAUUGUUUUGCACAAUAAUAUGAGACCUUGGGUGUCUUUUGAAAGAAAUGGUGCUCUCGUGCCAACAUGACAAGGAAAACCGAACUUAUUUAAUGAAUUUGGAGGUUUUAGAAAAAUUAACUUUAGUCUUCGCGUACUUCAAGUAUAAGUCAAAACACUAAUGUGCCGUGACGGUUUAGCUCAGUUGUACACCGUGUCUACUCUUUUCAUAGGUUUAGAUAUUCUUCCUAUUUGGAUUUGGUGUUCUAAUGAUGAACGAUUGCCCAUUAACUCGGGUUUGAGAUGUUCGUCGCGCGAUGGUUCUGUUCACAUACGAACUUAGUUUCUUUCGUUAAUCCAGCUACUGCAGUAGGUUGGAGUCUUUUCCCUUGUGUUCUUGGUUGAUUCUAUGUUGUUCUAGCUAUUUCGCUGCUGUGUUUUGGCCAACUCGUUCGUGUGUGAGUUUAUCCCAAAUCGUUUUGCUGCGAUUUUGGGGGAAAUUCGUACUGUGGAAUUUAUGACAGGCAAAAAGCAGAGUAAGGGCGUGUCAACGCCGGCUGUGAAUACCAGGUCUCGUGCUGCUGUGGGCUUCAACGUUUUGGAUGGGUUGGACACUAAUUUGCCAGCACUACAUGCUGGGAAGCCAGGGAAGAAGACUUUUGUAACGUUGGCAGGUUCUGGUGAAGACAGUAGCUCUGUAUCUGCGGAUGUUUUGUUGGUAGGCUCCAAACUUGGAGACCAAAAUAAAGCUCCUGUGACAGCAGCUGCUAUUACUGGGAACACAUCACCUGCUAUUGGUUCUGGGACUAAAUCACCGGCCAUUAAUUCUGAGGUUUUAACUGCUGCGAAGAUACCACCUGCUACCAACGCAGAUAGGGCCAAAACUCUGACAGGUAACUUGGAUAAGGCGCAGGCAGCUCAGGCAAUGCUAAGUCCUGUUAUUUCUACUGCCACGGCUGAGCAGUUUGCCCCAGGUGUUACGGCUGCAGCUGCUCCUUUGAUGCCAAGUAAGCCAAAACCUGCUGUGACAACGUUGACAGGUGCCCAAAAAUCUGGGAAUGUUGGGCUGAUUGUGCCUUCACUGGAUGCGCAAGAUGAAAUUACUGCUGGAGCUGCGGAGGCAGUAAUUGAUACUUAACAAACUGCUGCAAGAACAAAAGACGCGAAGCAGACACCCUGAAGCUCCUUGUUUAAAGACAACCGUGAUCCAAAAAAUGGGAUUAAGUUGAAAUAUGUUCCACCGAAAGGUGAAACACUUGACUUUGGGGACCGAGUACUACCCUCGAUGGUUGAAAUGUGGGGAUACUGUCUAGUGGGACACUUCACGGGAAAUUUCCCCGGACUCAAUGCGGUCCAUGAAUUGAGAGCUAAGUGGGGAGUCAAAUGCCUUGUAAGGUCUCAUAACAAAGGGUGGAUAAUUUUUAAAUUUAAAAAUGAAGAGGAUAUAUCGAAGAUACUACAUGAGGGACCUUACACCGUGUUUGGAAAACUCCUAAUGCUUAAAGAACUUUCGGAGGACUUCACUUUUGAGGAUGAAGAAUUUCUAAAAAUACCAAUUUGGAUUAAUUUCCCUAAACUACCUAUGAGUUUAUGGAACGAUAAGGCUAUGAGUGAGGUGCCAUCUAUGGUCGGGGUCCCAAUAACCACGGACAAGAUCACUCAGGAGAGGACAAACAAUGAUUAUGCUAGAGUUUUAAUAGAGGUUGAUGUUUCAAAGCCACCACCACUUCAUUUUCCUAUACGACUACCUUCCCUAAAGGUAAUCAAACAAAGUGUGCUUUAUGAAACGUUUCCUAACUAUUGUUUUCAUUGCAAAGAAUUUGUGCACCACCCAUUUAUCUGUAAGAAGUUUGCCAAACGGGGUGAUGGAGAAAGAGAAAAGGAAAAAAGCAUUGAGAAAAAUGAGAAAACUGAGAAGGUGGCCGCUGCGCCACAAACUGCUGUUGCCCAGGGGUCUAACCCGACCAGGUUAGCCCCUGACCGGACCGGGUCUCUUGCCCAGACAGCUGCUGCCACUGCCCAGGAGAUUCAGACUGCCCUGGCACCUAAACUUGCUGUACAGCCGGUUCCAAAAGCUGCUGCAGCAGUGCAAACUGAACCGCCAGUGGUUAAAGAAAGAGUAAAACUUGGCCAGCUUCUGCCUCAGUGGCUAAAGGAUAUGCAAACGGAACAUGAAUCUUCCGAAGAUGAAGACGCCGAGUUCUUUCUGGAAGAUAAUGAGAGAGUAGUAAUGGAUGAGACCGACUUGCAUCAAGACGAUGUGGUAAUCAAAUGUGAGGUGCUGAAAGGAAAGAAGCUCAGGUUAUUUGUUAAACCAUUUAAAUUUGUGCAAGCUAGUGUGAUUAGAGUGGAUUCUUCUCUUCGACUUACGGAUGAGAGAUUACCAGGAGUUACUAAGAAAAAAGGGGAGGUUUGCUUUGACCCAAAGUUUACUACUCCUUUCCGACUUUUCUUUGGGUGUUAAUUUAGGGAUUAUUUUGUUUGAGCUAGGUUUUGUGGGUUUGUUUGGUUCCUAAUGUGGUUUGGGCUCAAAAUUUGUGUGAGUGUGAGUCUUGAUUUUGUGGUAUCCCGUGAUGUGGGAUAUGCACCUUGAUUGUACACGUGAUGCAUUGUACUAUGCUAUUUUUCUGGAUAUAUAUACUUACAUUUUAUCCAAAAAAAAGAUGAUUCUUCCUAAAUUGUGGCCCAUUGAGUUCUUUGAUCCUAAGAAUAGCCCUGAAGUUCCUGAAUGCAUUAAGUCUUUGUCAGGUUGUUCCAAAACUCUCAAAGGAAUGGGACUAUUUAUUACCAUUCACCAUUCACCAUCACCUUCACAAGUCCUUCUGAUCAACAUCUAGUUUAUUUGUGUAUGCUGUCAUUACUUUAAGGAUGUUGUGAAUAAUUUUGUCAAAUAGUUUAGCUUGAGUACAAAGAUGUAGUUUAGGGAAGAAUUUUCUUAAUUUAGUCUUUCUAUUCCGUGAAUAUCCCUUUGACUAUGUGUGCAUGCUAAUUGUUUUAAAUUUCGUGUGGUGAUUAUCGUAAGUCCCGUUGUUCAGUUUGCUUGAGGACAAGCAAAAGCUUAACUGUUGGGGAAUCUGAUAAGUCCACAUUUAGACAUGCAUUUGAUGCGUGUUUGAAUCGGGUUUGAUGGUUUUCCCUAGCUUUAAGGUGUUACAAGUCUCAAUUUUAGCUCAAGUUAUGUCUACCGUGCGUUGGUUCGAGUUUUGUGUCAUUUGGAGUCAAACUGAGGAUUUUAGAGUUUGGAACCAGCGCUUGAGAAGAAAUCAGGAUGAGUUAAGAAGAAUUCAAGAGUGAUUUGACAGGUUUGGAGGUCACCGGGAGGUUCACGAUGAAGAUUUGAAGGAAAAAGAGCUCCAGGAUUGGCUACAGGAUCAAAAGAAGAUGAAUGGAGCUUGAAAUCGGCAAUCAGGAUGACCUUCUGUCAAUCGUUCAAGCAUAUCUCUUUGUAGAAACAUCAAUCUACACGACUAAAAGUCCAUAUGAAAGCUGAGAGAAAGAAGGUGAAAACGGACGAUGAAGUCAGAUGAUCUCUGCUGCAAUUUCAGAAUGAUACCUUCCACCGUUUUGAUCAUAUCUCUUGAUUGGAUGAUUUAAAUCACAUUUAGCAAAUUGGGGUGGAUAGAGGACUUCAUUAUCUACAACUUUCAUGAAGGAAGGAUUUCCAAAAUUGGAAGAUAAGUAGGCAUGAUCGUGCCCUCAAAGUCAGGCACGAUCGUGCGUGAAGAGAAAGCAUCACGGAGCUACUGCCAGGCACGCACGAUCGUGCCUGGAGGGAGGCACGAUCGUGCCUGCCCACAAUGCACGUUUUUGAUCCGGAGGCACGAUCGUGCCUGCCUCAGGAAAUCCCAAUUCAGCUCAAAUUUUACCGGGUUUUUCCUAUUUAAACAGCCUGUAAACCCCUGUUUCAAGGGGGAGCUUAGAGAGAGUGCCUAAUACGAAAUUUAGAGGGCUUUUCAGCCUUUUUCAUCAAUCUUUUGGGAUUCUUUGUAAGUUCCAUCUUUUUAAUUAAUGAAAAUUAAUUCUAUUCUUCCCAAUUCUGUUAAUUCUUCAAUUAUGAACUGUGAGUAAUUUUAAUUAGGGAUUUAGGAUUGAUGAAGGGGUUGAUCAUGAUGUAUAACUAGAUUCUUGAUGGUUUAAUUGCAUGAAUGCCAUUUAAUUUCUGUUCGAAUAAUUCAACUGAUAUCUUUUGUAACCUGGAACCGCGGCUAGAAUUACAAUUGCUUAUAGAAUAAAUUAAGAGAAAUCUAGUUUAUUCUAGGACACAUUCACACACACUUAAUCGUUCGCUAAGAGAUUAGUAGCAAUUAAGGGGCCGUAAGCUCGCUCGUUUUAGCAAUAAUUUGGGAUUCUGUCGCAUGAGAGAUCAACCUGGUCCCCUAAAUUAUUGUACUCUAUGCUGCGUGAGUGGUGAGAACUUAGUAAUGAUAGCUAUGCUCAAUUGAAUUAAUUUCCUGUAAUUAGGCCUGAUCUGGCAGAAAUCUGGUUACCCCGGAAUCAAUCCCUCUUCCCUUCAUCAUUAAUUAGAAAGAACCCAAUCAAUUUUUUUUAUUCGCUCAUUCGCAUUAAUUUAUUUUCCAAACCACCCAAUCUCGCACAAUUGCAUUUUAUUUUAUUUUAUUUCUUUUUAAUCGUUGAAUUUAGUUAAUCUUUGAUUCCCUUUUGUCCGUCCCUGUGGAGAUGAUACUCGUACUUACACCACUAUAUUACAAUCUAUUUUAAGUGCGAGAAAACUCACAUGAGGGGUUUCAACCUAACUGACAUUUCUUCUCCUUUUUUACAUAUGUAGAAAAUACAAGUUACAAGGCUAAUAAAUGGGUGCGUACCAAUGAGUGACUCCCCCCCGCUUAGUUUGAAGCACUUUCCCAAUUGCUCUCUGCCAUCAUCACCGUUAUAGUCACCAUCAUAGCCUCAAUCGCCACCUCUAGAUCCACCAAAAUUACCUCACUGAGUGGGGUCAUACCAUGAGGGGUGUUGGAUUGGAGUCGACAUAGACAAGAAAUACCCCUGAUGAUCAAAGUAGGCAUAUAUAGGGCCGAAUUGGAGGUAGGCCUUCUGAGGGUAUGGUGAAGUAGCGUACGGGUUUAGGGUAGAUGUGCCAUUUGUAGAAAUUCCUUCCGGUGGCAUCUAAUAGAGUAGAUUUAACAUUUAUUUAUUGUUGGGGACUCUUAUUGUAAUUAUAACAUUUAUUCUCUUUAUAUAUAUCUGUCAUGGCUACCAUUAUGGUUAAGCCUGGUAAUUAUUCUCACAUGGUAUCAGAGCCCUAGGUUUCUACCGUAAUUUUUCCGUCUCCAAUGUCUUCGGACGACUCUUCUGCAGCGCCAAUCAACACCUCCUUUGCUUCUUCUUCAACCUCCAGCAGUACGACCACCGGCAGCAUCUUCACCUCCACUGCGCCAAUCUUCUCUUCGUCGUCUGCUGUGUCGGCUACCAGUGCAUCAAGCCCUUUGGUGUUCGGUGCUCCUCACUGAGAGCUUGCAGAUGCCACGGAGUAUAGGAGUAUGGUAGGUGCAUUACAGUAUUUAACUUUGACUAGGCCAGAUAUUACUUUUGCUUUACACUUGGUUUCUCAAUUUAUGCAUGCCCCACGUACUUCACAUAUGUUGGCUGUUAAGCGCAUUUUCAGGUAUCUACAGGGCACUUCCACGCAUGGACUUCUUCUACAGGCCUCUCGUGUUCGCCCAACUCUUAUUGCUUAUUCGGAUGCUGACUGGGCUGGCUGCCCUGAUACUGGCCGUUCUACUUCAGGCUAUGCUAUUUUUCUAGGACCUAAUCUCAUUUCAUGGCGUUCCAAGAAGCAGCCUACUGUCUCCAGAUCUUCCACUGAGGCUGAAUAUCGAGCUGUUGCAUUCACCGUUCAGGAUACUCUUCAUGUUCGCUCAGUGUUAUUUGAGUUGGGAUUCCCCAUUCGCGACCCUACUAUGCUCUACUGUGAUAAUAUUUCUGUAUCAUAUCUUUCAGUUAAUCCAAUUCAUCAUGCCCCGCAGUAAGCAUAUUAAUAUAGACUAUCAUUUUGUUCGUGAACGGGUGGCUCAUGGAGAUCUGCGUGUGAAAUAUGUUCCUACUCAAGCUCAGCUGGCAGAUAUUUUUACUAACUGUUUGUCUCCCCAACGAUUUGUUCUUCAUCGUGACAAUCUGUGCAUUGUUCCCCCUGCACAGCUUGAGGGGGUGUAAUAGAGUAGAUUUAAUAUUUAUUUAUUGUUGGGGACUCUUAUUGUAAUUAUAACAUUUAUUAUCUUUAUAUAUAUCUGCCAGGGCUACCAUUAUGGUUAAGCCUGGUAAUUAU